This is a messenger RNA of Guillardia theta CCMP2712, 426 nucleotides long. RefSeq lists its product as hypothetical. The transcript has a single exon. NCBI's taxonomy places the organism in Eukaryota, Cryptophyceae, Pyrenomonadales, Geminigeraceae. The annotation marks the transcript as partial. The record is from RefSeq and is a predicted model, not a curated record.
GCGACUGGACUGAAGGAAAACAGUUCGCGUUCAGUGGGGAGGACAUGAUUCAUGCUGGAGAGACUGUGGUAGUUGACGUGGGAAAGGAGAGGAAGAAGCUCAAGUUGGGGCUUGUGCUGGAAGUUGUCGAGGACGUGAAGGUGCGCGAGGCAGGAGGGGACGCUGGUGGUUUCAUGCUCAUCAGCAUGGUGGGGGGGAGCAAGAGCAGUAAGAAGCCUGUCAAGAUCGGAUGGCCAGGGAAGAAGGAAGAGCAGAUUGUGGAAGUCCCUCGCCGCCAGGUCGGCAAGUUGCUCGUCGAUCGUGAGCAGAUGGUGCAGCGAGUGAGGGAGAUGGAGAGAGAGGCUGGGGACGUGGACAGUUUCUCCCUCCAUGACCAGCGGGAGGCAGACAGAGUUCGGCUGCAGGUGCUGAUGGAGCGCUACGGUG